AUGAAAAAUAUAACAUUUACUUUUAUUGAACAAUCAAAUAAAUUUAAUAUUAAUAUUCAACCUCAAUCCAUGUGUUUUAAUGAUUUAAGUGAAUUACGUGAUCGUGCAAGAUUAAUUGAAUAUUCAACAAAUAAUAAUAAUAAAUAUCUUAUUGAUUCUGAAUGUGAUAUAAAUGUACUACGUUCAUUUGUUACAUUUGUUGAAAUAGUUGAAAAAAUUUUGAAGAAUUUCUUUUCAUUAAAUAUUGCUGGUCAUCCAUCGAUUAUUGAUUAUCUUUCACCAAAUAAAUCUUUUACAUGUAUUAAUAGUGAUUAUCAAGAAUUAAUUAAAUUUAGUUUAAAACUUGAUGAUCUUCUUGAUGAUUGGGAAAUACAUUUAUGUCAAAUGUAUGAAAAACAUAUUGAUUUAACUUAUUUUUCAUAUCAACAAAUAUGGAUUAUUGAAGAUUAUUUAUAUAAUCAUAUUCAACCAUUAAAAACAAAUCAUCCGGGUUAUCAUUUAUUAAAAUAUAUUAAUAUUGAACCGAAUACAAUACAAAAUGAAUAUUUACCAGUGAAAAGUAUUGAUCCAACGGAACGUUUAGAAAAUAUUGGAAAAAUUUUAUCAGCACAACGAUUAAAAACGGAUAUAAUAUUUAAAGAAGAAAAUCGUCAAAAUAAAAAAGUUUAUUUAGUUGAAACAUCUGAUGAAGGUAUUUUACGAGCAAUACUUUCAAUAUUUCAAAAUCUUCAAACAACAUUUACUGUUAAUCAUCUAUUUUAUUGUACAGAUGAAACAAGUUGGAUGGAAAUUCGUGCAUUUACUUAUCGUUGUUUUUAUUCCCAAACAUUACAUCAAUUAAUUCGACCAGAAUUAUUAUCAUCAUCAAUUCAUGAUCAAUUUACACGUUUAUUAAAACAAUUAAUUGAACAAUAUUCUCAACAUUAUUUUCGUUUAGCUAUCAUAACAACUAUUUCAAAUACACAUUUACAAUUAAUUAAUUCUUUAAGAACAUUACAAAUUGUUCAAACUAUUCAUGAUCAAGAUAUGUUAAAUAAAAGCGAUUUAAAACAAAUUAUUCAACAGCUUAUUAAUGAAAAUUGUACUUUAGUUACAUCAACAAUUAAUGGUUUAGGUAAAACAUAUUUAAUCAAAAAUGAAAUACGUAAGAAAAACAAAAAAUAUAUUAAAUUUCCUAUUAGAGGAGAUAUUGAUGUUGAUAAUAUUGCAAAACGUUUACUUGAUUAUGGAGAUGAAUUAAUAUCAUUAAAUGCAGCUUUACAUAUUGAUAUUGGAACAAUUAAUAAUGUAAAACAACUCAAUGAACUUAUUUACUGUCUAUUACUUUUUCGAAGUUUUCGUCUUAAACAAAUUGCUGUAUAUGUACCUAGUGAUGUACCUAUUUAUAUUGAACUUGAUUCAUCACCUUCGUCAAUAAAUGGUCAAGAAAAAAUUGUUUUAUUUCAAUUUAUGAAUUCUAAACAUAUUGAUUCUAUAGAUUGGGAUGGGUUUGAAAUUUACAAUCCACCAGCUAUUCAUUUAGUUGUUAAUUAUCUUCAAGCAAUAAAAGAUAAAACAAUUCUUGCACGACAUAUAACUGAAGACAAUGUACCUUAUUUUGAUACAUCAACUUGUAUUAAUUUAUUAAAAGAAUCAUUUUUACAAGAUAAAAAUCCUGAAUUUAUAACAUGGACACAAUUAUCAAUAUUUAUAUCUGUUUAUUAUAAUUUAUUUGCUGGUUUUUCACGUUGUGGUUACUUUCUUAUUGAUGCAUUACCAGAUCCUCAAUUACGUUUAGAUAUUCUUCAAAGUCUACUUCAAUCAUCGAAUCAAUUUACUUCAUUAUGUGUUGAAAAUGUUCGUAAAAAUCAACGGUCUGUUCAUAAAAAUGAACCAACAAUUACAUUCAGUGAUGCAAUUGUUCGUUGGGAUAAAACUCAACCAUUUACGAUUGUUUUUUCUGCAACUGAUAAUCCAAUAUUUGUUUAUAAAAAACCCACUGAUGUUCCAUCUACACUUGUUGAAACCUAUAAAUUAUAUCAUGAAAUAAUAACACAACAACGAAAUUCACAAUUAAAUGAUAUUUUUCCUGACUAUCAUUAUUUUACACAUACACAAUUCUUUUUAAAACUUGUUUUAUUAUCAAAAAAAUAUUUCAAUAAAUCAAUUUGUCUUAAAUGUUAUGGACAAUUUGAAUAUGAACGAAUAUGUUGUUAUAAAUGUGAAACAAAUGAAACUUUAGUGCGCUCUAAUUCUUUACAAACUGAAGAUAUAAUUAAAUUUCAAGAAUCGAUUGCUAGAAAAAUUCAAGAUGAAUAUGUCUUAACACCAGAUAAUUAUAUUAAAAUGUUAUUAAUUUAUUUACGUGUACAAAGUGGACUUCCUGUAUUAAUAAUGGGUGAAACAGGAUGUGGUAAAACAGCAUUAAUACAAUUUUUAUGUCAAAAAAUUCUUGAUGAUGAAAUGGAAAUAUUUCGUAUACAUGCAGGUGUUACAAGUGAACAAAUAAUAAGAAAAUUUCAUAAAUUUUCUCAACGAGCUCAUGAAUGUCUUCAACAAGAUAAACGAUUAUGGGUUUUUCUUGAUGAAUUUAAUACAACACCAAAUAUUGAUUUAAUUAAAGAAUUAACUUGUGAACGAACAUUACUUGGUAAAUCAUUGCCAGGUAAUAUGGUAUUAUUAGGUGCAUGUAAUCCUCAACGAAGUAAAGCAUAUAAAGAAAAUAUGGAUAAUCAUAUUGGUAUUAAAAAAGAUGCUUAUGAAAUGCAACGUUUAAAAGAUACGUGUGGUAUUUCACUUUUAUAUACAGUUGUAUCAAUACCAGAAACUAUGCUUGAAUAUAUUUGGGAUUAUGGUUAUCUUGAUGAUGCUAUUGAAGUUGAAUAUAUUCGAACAAUGUUAAAUACAUGUGAAGAAUUAACGAAAGAUAAAAUUUGGUUUGAACUUACUGUAAAAAUUAUAUCAAAAUCACAUGAAUUUUUUCGUGAUUUGGAAGAUAUUAGUAGUGUAUCAUUACGUGAUGUGGCACGAUUUUGUCGUCUUUAUAAUUGGUUUCGAAAAUCAAUUAUUGAACGUGAAGGAGAUGAAAAAUUUUCUAAUAAUUCAUCGACUCUUCUUCGACGUUCAAGUUUAAUAGCUCUUCUUCUUUGUUAUUAUUUUCGUCUCAAUUCAUCGAAAGAUCGAAAAAAUUAUAUAAAUCUAAUGGAAGAAAAUCUUAAAGGUGUACUAUCAACUCGAUCAAAUAUUCCAAAUUAUUUAAUGACAUUUCUUGAUGUGGAACAAAAAAAAUUAAUUGAACGAAUGAUAUUACCACCUGGAACAGCAAAAAAUCGUGCACUUCUAGAUAAUAUAUUUGUUUUACUUGUAUGUAUUGUAAAUCGUAUUCCUGUUAUUAUUUGUGGUAAACCAGGUUGUAGUAAAACAUCAGCAGUACAAAUUGUAUUAAGUAAUUUAAAAGGAAAGAAAUCAUCGGAUGAAUAUUUUCAAAAAUUACCUGAAUUAAUAACAGUUUCAUAUCAAGGUUCACAAAAUUGUACAUCAGAAAGUAUUAUUAAAGUAUUUCAACGUGCAGAUAAAUAUUUAAAUGUUGAAUCUGAUGCAAAUAUUUUACCAGUUAUUGUUUUCGAUGAAAUUGGCUUAGCAGAAUUAUCUCCACAUAAUCCAUUGAAAGUUUUACAUAGUAAACUUGAAGUUGAAACAUGUCAAUAUGGUUUUGUUGGUUUAUCAAAUUGGCGUCUUGAUGCAUCAAAAAUGAAUCGUGCUUUAUAUUUAUCAUGUCCUGAUCCUACAAUAGUAGAUUUAAAAUUAACAGCAAAAACUAUAUCAGAUGCUCUUGUUCCAUCUGAAGGUCAAAUAUAUCGAAUAGAUCCAUUAAUUAUUGAAGCACUUGCUGUUUCUUAUCAUAAAUUAUAUGAAUUCUUUACAAUACAACAAGAACAACAGAAAUAUUCAAAUUAUUUUGGUUUAAGAGAUUUUUAUUCAUUAAUUAAAGGUGUUGUUAAUGAUUUAGUUAAAAUAAACGAUGAAUAUGAAGCAUAUGAAUGUAUUCGUCGACAAUUAAUUAUUAAUUUUGAUGGUAUUUAUGAUGCUUCACAGUUUAUGUGGAAUCGUUUUUGUGAGCAUAAACGUAGUGAACAUUUAAUUAAUCAAUAUAAAUCUCCUACAUUUAAACAAUUACUUGAUCAAAGAUUAACAUCACGUCAAGGACGUUAUUUAAUGUUAAUUGCUGAAAAUGAAAGUGUUAUUGAUUAUGUUGAAAGAUAUAUUAUUGUUAAACAUCAACCACCAUCUGUACGAACAUUAAUUGGUAGUUGUUUUUCAGGAGAUUUAAUAUCCGGUCGAACUUAUACUGAACAAUAUAAUUACCGUGUACUGAUGGAUAUAAUUUUGUAUGCUGAAACAAAUGUAACAUUAGUUAUGCGUCGUAUGGGUCAUUUAUAUGAUAAUUUAUAUGAUUUAUUUAAUCAAAAUUUUGCAAUAUCAGGAAAGAAAAAAUAUUGUCGAAUUGCACUCGGUGCUUUAUAUCAUCCACGUUGUCUUGUUAAUGAAGAUUUUUAUUGUGUUGUAUUUAUACGAAAAGACGAUUUAAUGAAAUGUGAUCCACCAUUUCUUAAUCGUUUUGAAAAACAUAUUAUUAAUAUGGAAUCUUUAGUUCAUCAACGUCACUGGUCUAUUACAAAUAAUAUUCUUACUGAACUUAUGAAUUUAUUACCAACAAAUAUAAAUAAACAUUUUCCACUUUUACAACAUUUAUUUGUUGAUUAUAGUAAUGAUUAUAUAUGUAAUUUAGUUAUUGAUACAUUUAAUGAUUUAAAACUUUCAAUUGAUGAUGAAAAUAAUACAUUAGAUAUAGUAAAUUUUUGUAAAAAUAAAUUACUUCAUACAAGUUCAUUUGAUUUACCAUUAAUAUUAUCAUUACAAUCAAAUCAAUGUCAUCCACUUAUUGAUCAAUAUUAUGAUAUACAUACAAAUUUAACAUUUCAAACUGUUAUUAAUCAAGCAUUAAAUGAAAUAAUAUUACCGAAUCAAAUUAUAUAUACAUAUACACAAGUUUAUCAUACAAUUAAUUGUAAUUCCGAGGAUAUUGAUAUAAUUAAAUUAAGUAUGUUUAAAACAGAACUUGAAUUAACAAAUCAAAUCAAACAACAUUAUCAAAAACAAAAUCAUAAACGUUUAUUAAUUAUACGUGUUGAUUAUCAUCAAGAACAUGAACAUAUUUUAUUAUUAAAACAUAUUUUACUUAAUUCAAAAAUUCAACCAAGUAAUCGAAGUGUUUGGUUAAUAUUUCAUCUUCAACGUAAUAUGCUUAAUCAAACAAUAAAUGAAGUUUUAUUUAAUGGUUGGUCAACAUUAAUGAUUAAUGAUUUAAAUGAAAAUAAAUUAAUACCAAAAAAUAUUUUACUUAAUCCAUCAUAUAUUGAUUUGAUUACUCAUCCAUAUUUUCUUAUAUCUGAAUGUUUAUUAGAUGAAUUGAUUGAUCGAUGUUUAACUAAAUUUCGUUAUAUUGUUUCACAUAAAAAUUUAAUACCACAAAUAAAUAUUCGACGAAAUCAAAUUAUUGAACAUUUAACUACAACUGUUCAGUCUCAAUCAUUACGUUCAAUAAUUCAAGAACAUCUAUUUAAGCUAAUUGAAAAAAUAACAGUUCCACGAUUUUCAGAUUGGCGUCAAGAUUUAUUAACUAAUGGUAUAUUAAUUGGUACAUGUCGUUCAUUUAAUGAUGCAUUACAAUCAAUUAUUUCUAUAUUUUAUGAAAAUUAUCUUUUAUUAUUAUUUUCACAUUUAGAAAAAUCUUCAUUUAUUGAUUCAUUUUUAUUUCUAUGUAAAACUCCAACAAAUUAUUUAUUAAAUAAAAUUUGGUUUGAUUGUUUAAAAUCAACACUUAAAACAAUUGACACAACAAUAAUAAAUGUUGAUAUUAUUGAAAUGCCAUUAUUUUUUAAUUUACAUUUACCAUGUGCAAAAACUGAAUAUGAAACAAUACGUUUAAUUCGUCAAACAAUUUCACAACGUCGUGAUGAUAAUAAUAUGAAUGAAGAAGAUUUAAUUCAUUUUGCUAUUAAACAAUUACGUACAAAAAGUAUAUAUGGUUCAAAUAUUGAUACAAUUUUAGAUGAUAAUAAUUUAUUUCAAUAUUAUUAUUAUGAUCAAUUAAUACUUGCACAAGAUGAAGCAAAAAUUUAUCAAUUAUCUUCACCAUUUAUUCAAUGUUUAAUUAUGUCAAACUCAAUACGAUCUAUAAAUGAUCGAUUAAAACAUUUACUUAUAGAUUAUAAUGAACUAUUUGAUAUAUUAAGAUUAUUUGAAAUUAGUACAAAAUUAAUUAAUGAAAAUGAUUUUCUUAAUAAAUUAUUUCAUCAACAAUUUCUUAUAUUAAAUAAUAAUGAUUCAACAUUAAUUAAAAAUGAUAGUACAUUUUAUAAACUUGUUUUAACAAAUGAAGAUUUUUACUUAAUUUCACCAAAAUCAGAAGUAUCUACUGAUGAUAUAUUUUCAUGCGAAGGUGAUCCAUUUAUUGAAGUUAGUUUAAUGAAUUUAAUUGAACUUCUUGUUUCUCAAUCUGUUAUUGAUCAUGUUGAUAAUAUUGAACAAUUAACAGUAACAUAUAGUCUUGUUGCUCAAAGUAUACUUAACUUACGAAAUUAUUCAGUUAAUAAUCUUGAAAAAUUACGUUCAUUUAUAAGUCUUAUUCGUUGUAUAACAACGCUUAUAUCAACUAAUAAAGCAUUGGAUGUAUUUAAACAAGCAUGCUGUGAUGCUUCAUUUAAUGCAACAUUUGAAAAAUGUGAUGAUAUACAUAGCUUUAUCAAUCGUUUACAAGAAAUUAUAAGUGAAAAUGAACCAAAUACAAAUGAAAUAGUUAUUCAACGAACAUUACUAAAACUUGAAAGUGAAUUUUUAAAAAAUUGGCUUGUUGAUCAUGGUGAUGAAUAUUUAAAUAUAAUUACACUAAUGAGUAAAUCUGAUAAUAAUCUUUGGCAAUAUUCAGCUAAAAUUUUUACUUAUAUCGAUCGAAAACUUCAAUUAUUACCAAUGAUUAAAGAUUUUAAUGGACAAUUACCAUCAAUUGAAGAUUAUCUAGAACUUAAUGAAAAUUUACAAGAAUUAACAAAUCAAUAUCAACAAUUCGAUGAACAUUUACGACAAUUAAAUGAUUCGUCAAGAAAAAUUGAACAUAUUAUGGUAACUCGUAUUCAUAUGCAUCUUAUUUUAACUAUGAAUAAUAAAGAAAUUAUUGAAGAUAUUCUUGAAAAACAUUUUGUUCAAUUUGAAGAAAAUCUACGUGAAAUACAAAAUACACAAAAAAAUUAUGGUACAACAUUAAUUAGUUUAAUUUCAUGGUUAAAAUAUUAUUCACAACUUUAUGCUUAUAUACUUAUUAAUGAUAGUCAUCAUACAAUAUUAGAAGAUAUUGAUAAAUUACUUACACGUGAUGAUUUUCUAUUUUGUUCAACAAUUAAAUUGUUUAUUAUUAAACAAUUAUGUCAAAUGUCAAAUAUUACAUUAGAUAAUUUACGUGAUAUUAUUUUUAAUCGAAAUGUUACUUGGAUGAAACCAAUGCUUGCAUUAUUUAGUGGUCAAAAAACACAAGAAGCUCGAAAAUUACUUAUUUUACCAACACCUUUAUUUGAAUGUCGUGAAGAAUUUCUUCGAGUUGAUAAUAUUCUUACACAUAAUGUUGAUAUAAAGAAAAUUCGAGAAUUAAUUACUCAAUGUAAAACAAAUCAAAAUACAUUUUAUUGUUUUAUUAUUUGGUUUAUUCAUUAUUAUACACAAUUUUAUAUCAAUGAAAAUGCUCCAGUAAAUAGUUAUUAUCAACAAUUAAUUGAAAAAGAUCUUAGUAAAGAAAUCAUUGAUUGUUUUGAACGUAUUGGAUAUAAAUUACUUGUUUUCUUAUGUACAAAUUUUAAUAAUUUAACUUAUUUUCGUUUACAUUCAACUAUGACAAAUGAUGAUGUUCAUCAACGUUUAGUUGUAUUGAAUAUUAUUGCUUUAUUACUUUCAUUAAAAACUUCACAAUAUACAUCUCAUCUAAGUAGUCUUCUAUUUGAUGGAAAUUUGAAGAUGCCAGAAAAUUAUACCGAACAUCUACAAUCAUCAGUUUGUUUACCUGGACUUUUAUCAAGUAGUCCAAUUAUUACACAAAUGAUUGAUGUACGUACAACUGUAAAAGAACGUUUAGAUCAAGGUCAAAUACAUGAACCAGGAAAAUUUGUUUAUCGUUGUUCAGAAGAUUGUUUAUGGAUGUAUUUUUUUAUUAAUUGUGGUGUACCUGUUGAUCAUAGUCAAUGUCCAUUAUGUAGAAGGGAUAUUGGUGCAGCACAAUAUGGUAUUCUUAUUGAACGUAAUCCUCCUCAAAUUCGCCUAACUAUCGACGAAGGUUUUCAAUUUAUUAAUAAUCAUAUUGAACAAUAUAAUAAAAUUCCUCGAUAUGGUUAUCAUAAUUUAACACCAGCUAUUCAAAGUAAUCAAAAUGAAAAACCUGAUCAUUUAAAUCGAUCAAUUUCAUAUCGUUUUAUGCAUAUGAUAACACAUGCAACAUUACUUUUUCUCGAUGAAUUAUCUCUUUUAACAAAUUUCGGACUCGUAAAUCCUUUACAUUUUAAAGAACAUUUUGAAAAAGAUUAUUCACUUUUACAUCAACAAACAACCGAUAAUGAACAAUGUUAUAUAUGGUUAUAUAAAUUAAUCAAUCAUAUGUUAAAUAAAGAUUUUGUACUUAGAGGUUUUAUGAACACAAACGACAAAGUUAUACAAUUAGAAAAAGUUCUUGAAGAAAAACUUAUUUUUAAUCAUAUUGAUUCUAUUGCUAAUGAAAUAAAUCAAUAUAAAAUUGCAUAUGCUGAAUAUAUUCGAGAGCAAAAUACUGAAACAAUAUUUAUUGAUUUUAUUGAUGAAAUAUUUCAAGAUGAAACGAAAUAUCCGUUAUUAAAUUUUUUUAAUAUUACAAAUAUUUAUACAUCAAAUCCUAUUAAUGAAUUUCGUAUAAGACUUCAAACAAUACCUUAUGGUGAUACAACUUAUCCCGUAACAACAUUUCUUAUGAAACGAUUAAAUGAUUAUACGAAUAUUCAAUAUCUUUAUUCUAUUGUUCAAUUUACAAAUUAUCUUAUUGAAAAAUUUAAUCAUCGUAUUAAACGUAAUGAUGCAGCAGAAACAUCAAUUUCAUAUUAUUUAACACAUGGUUCAGAUUGUGAAAUCAUAUCUCAACUCUAUCAAGAAUUUCUUCAUGCUUGGUAUAAACUUAAUUUUGAUGAAGUACGUUAUGGUUGUCAAACAGCAAAAUUUGAAUUAUCAUCAUCAUCUGAAGAAGAUUUUGCUACGAAUACAAAAAUUGCUAUGGUAUUAUUAAAUACAACAAAAGAUGAUAGUAGUAUAUUAUUAGCCGGAUGUUUACGAACCAUAGGUGAAUUACAAAAUGAAAUCGUUCAUUUCUUUCAUAAUAGAAUAAUAAAUGAUGCUGAAACUAGUCGUUAUCGAGAAAACGUCAUACCAAUUCAAUCGAUUCGACCUGAACAUAUUCUUCAUCUUGAUGAAAAUAUAAUAAGUAGAAAAUUAAUAACUGAUGGAUUUACAAUAAAUUAUCAUUAUGGUAAAAGUAAAGAUAUUAUUUAUGAUUAUGAAGAAAUUGAGUUGACUUUAAGAAAUAUGAUUGGUUGUUUACCAUUAAUCGAUACGGAAAAAUUACGUUUUCUUAAUUAUCAAUUUGAACUUUAUAGUGAAAAUACAUCGUUAAUAAAUGAUGUUCGUGCACGUAUAAAACAAGAAUUUUUAAAAGAAAAUGAGAGAAUAAAAUUAAAAAACUUAAUUAAUGGUAUGCAAAAUGAUGAUAUGCUUCAUUAUUUUGGUUCUCUUGAUUAUGUAUUUACAUAUUUACGUAAUAUUGAUGAUGAAAUAACAAAUGAAGCAAUAACAAUACAAUUAUUUGUUGAAAAAUAUAUACGUUCAAGUGCUUGUCUUAAUGAUAAUGUUCUUCAACGUCCACCAUUUGCAACAAUUCAUCUUAAAUAUAUUAUUGAUCUAUAUGAAUUAAUUGAAGAAAGUGUAUUUGAUCAAGUUCUACGUCAUUAUAUAAAACAAAAUUUAACUGAAGAAUCAUUUUCAAUUGAUCAACGAAAAACUUUAACUAAACAAUUUAGUGAUAUGACAUAUAGAAAGCCAAAUAUUUCAAUUUCACUUCAAAAUAUUCAUGUAUGGAUUGGUAUACUAAAACGUUUAAUGGUACGUGUUUUAUCCAAUGUUAAUGUUAGUCUUGAUGUUCCUAUACAAAUUUAUCUUGAACGAACUGAUCUAUGGACUGGUAAUAUAACCGAAGCUGAUAUACAAACAUUUGAAGUUCAUGAUGAAAUACUCUUACAACAUACUUAUGUUAUUUUGAAAGGUUUAGAAAAUGAACAAGAUAAAUCCUUAUCAACUAAUGAUAAAUGUACAAAUAUUGAACAACCAACAAUACUUAAAAAUGUAUUGCAAACUUCUGAUUCACAAUUAUUAAAAGCAAAGACAUGGCAUAAUGAUAGUAUUAGUAAUGCAACUACGAUGACAAGAGUUAUUAAAAGUGAGAAAAAUACUGGAAAGAAGAUGCGUGUCUAA
Molecule: messenger RNA, 10569 nt
Organism: Adineta steineri
Lineage: Eukaryota; Metazoa; Rotifera; Eurotatoria; Adinetida; Adinetidae
Source: the annotation of a GenBank genome assembly